Messenger RNA from Cuscuta campestris, 3903 nucleotides. The record is from the annotation of a GenBank genome assembly. Lineage: Eukaryota; Viridiplantae; Streptophyta; Magnoliopsida; Solanales; Convolvulaceae.
GGUCUAGCAUAGUUUGACCGGUCAAGUAAUUUACACCAUCAUUUUUAUCGCCACCCGUGGGACCGUUAAGGUUUCUUCUCCUAAACACAAACCUACCCACCAAAACACCACUCGAAAUGUCUUCCAAUCAACAAAUCAACGCUACUUCCGCACAGGUGCAAGCCACCAAUGAGGGCGCCAGCAUCCCUGUGGCUGCUACCAUACCGGUCAUUUCAGCCCCGGUGUUGCCUCUGGGUCUGAGCUCUGUCCCGACGGCCAGCGUGAUCAGUCCCUUCGCGACCCCCAACCCUUCCGCUAGACCGAGGGUCACGUUCCCACCAAGCAUGGCUCAGUUCAUGAACGACCCAGCCAACCUACAAGCCAUCCAGGGCUUUGGCCAGGUUAUGGCCAUGUGCCAGCAGAACGGGGGGAUGCCUUUCCUCCCUGGUAUGUUCCCAUUCGCCCUUCCAGGCGCGGGGACCAUGCCCCUACAAGCUCCGAUGGCGGUGACGUCGUUCCAGACGCCGAUUCCGCAGCCAUCACCUUUCCAGCCCCAGCUGGUAAGCACCAUGGCCCCUGUCAACUUGACUGGCGCACUUAACGCCGCAGGGCCGUCGCGUCCCCCGCAAACUACGAAUCCGCAGAUCACUCCUGAUGGUCAUUGCGUCUCGAUUGAGAGUGAUGACGGUGAGUGGGACAUCCCGAGGGCCCACAAGAAGAAGAAAGGAAAAAACAUCCGGCCAGCGACCUCCCGAAACUCCGCCUUCGAAAGGCUGGGGGAUAGGGAGGAAGGCCAGAGGAAGUCAGCCAAGCAAAGGCUGGGGCAGAGCGUUGCCCAUGUCAGCGCGUUCGCCCGGCUAGGCGAGGUACGGGAGGCCGAGCCUACCCGCACCCGGCGCUCCCGGUCUAACCGGCAGGAGCCACAGAUGGAGGCAAAGCUGGAAAGGCGGGAAAAGAAGGUCGGAGAGAAGAAUGACCGGGACAAACCCGUGGCGGGGUCCCCGUUCACCACAAGGGUCCAUUUGACACCUUUCCCGCGAAAGGUUAAGGUGGAUUCCCCCAGAUUCACCGGGAAGGAAGAUCCGGAAAUCCACCUGGACUCCUUCAACCAGAGUGCGACCAUGAACGGUUGCACCGAUGAAGAAAAGUGCCUACUUUUCUUCCAGACCUUGCGGAACCGAGCCACUGAAUGGUUCAAUAAGCUUCGCCCGGGAAGCAUUGACUCGUUCAGUGAUUUGGCCUCGAAAUUCAAGGCCAAGUUCCAGGAGAAUUGUACUAAGAGGAAGAAAUCCACCUAUCUUAGUACAGCCGGGCAGAGGGAGUCUGAGAACCUUACUCAGUUCCUUACCCGGUGGAAGGAAGAGGUGGACAAGGUGGAAGAGAUGGAUGACAAGACCGUCCUCUCCCUCCUCUUGAAUGGCUUGCGCGUUGGGGAAUUAUACAAGGAGUUCUGCCGGAAACCCCCAGCCACGUACCAAGAGACCUACCAUACUGCGUGGGAGUUUGCUGAGGCUGAAACUCAACUCCGGGCAAAGAGGGAAGCUGAGCAUGGUCACAAGCCCAAGCCAGUGCAAGUCAAGAAGGAAGAAGCACCGGGACCUAGCCGGCCGAGGCACCACUAUGACCCGGUCAUCCGAGUUGUCAAUACAGAAGAAUGCCAAGAAGUCCGGAAAGCACCGGUCAUUCCUCCAGAAAACCCUACCGGUCAAGUAGGGCGGCAGUGGUCGGGCACCUAUUGUUCAUACCACAGGUCAGAUUCCCAUAACAUCUCCGAAUGUAAAAGUGUUAAGGGGGUCAUCCGGCAGAUGAUCGAUAGCGGAGAGCUGGGCAAAGAUUACUUGCAGAAAGCCCAGGAGAAGAGUCAUCAAUGGGUUAGGCCAGCUGCCCCAGGGAAUGACCGGGACAAUGACCGGCGGAGGAAUAACCGGCCAAGAGAGCGGCAACCUGCCCCCGAAAAAGAACACAUCGGCAUGAUCUUCGGCGGGCCCGAGGGCGGAGAUUCAGCCGCACAGCGGAAGAACUGGGUCCGGAGCAUUUACGUGGGAGAAGUAAGUGCUGAACCGCCCAGGCGUAAACAUACUAAGAGGGAGCCGAUCGUCUUUACUGACCGGGAUCUCCCUCCUACCGGUGAAGAUCACAAUGAUCCAUUGGUCAUCACCAUGGACAUUAAUGGGGUGGAUGUCGCCCGGGUACUUGUUGACACCGGCAGCAGUGUCAACAUCUUAUACCUGGAGACCUUCCAAAAACUCAGGUUGUGUCCAACACAACUUGAACCCCUCGAAACCCCUCUCUCAGGCUUCACGGGGGACACCGUUGAAGCUGAAGGAUCCAUAGUUCUACCGGUCGAACUAGGAUCAGGUGAAAAGACCGUGUGGAAGAAGAUGCGGUUCAUAGUUGUGGACAUCAAAUGCGUCCACAACGCAAUUCUUGGAAGGCCAGGCAUCAAUAAAGUCGGGGCGGUGAUUUCCAUGCCUCAUCUAUGCAUGAAGUUCCACACUCCAGGUGGUGUGGGUGAGGUGAAGGGCGACCAGAGGAACGCCCGGGAGUGCUAUGCCCGGGCAGUCAAGAAAAUGACCAGGGGGGUCAAUGUCAUCUCCCAAGAGAUCACAAAGGGANGCUGGAGGGCUCAGACUUGCCCAAGCCCUGAAAAUCAGCCGGAAUUCAAGAUCGCCCAAAUUCCCCGGGCGGAGAACGCGGAUGCAGACCUUCUCUCCAAAUUGACGCAGUAUGCUCCCGAGCAUGUUUCGAAACUUGCCCGGGUAGAGAUCCUUGACCGUGCAAGCAUCAAGAAAUUGGAAGUCGCCGCUAUAACGGCCGGAAGCCAGUUUGACCGGUCAAACUUGGUCGGGGCGGACGACCAUUGGAUGUAUGAUCUAAUGGAAUAUUUGGCAGAUGGGAGCUUGCCAGAACAAGAUGACCGGGCAAGAAAAGUGAAGCUCAGGGCGCCCCGAUUCCAAAUUCUUGAUGGAAAGCUGUAUAAAAGGGCGUUUGGGGGGCCACUCCUGAGAUGCUUGACCAACCGGGAGGCUAAACGAGUCAUAGCGGAAGGCCACGAAGGCGUAUGCGUGGCGCAUCAAAUGUCCCAUGGUUUGAAGAAGUGGUUGGGAGAAGCAGGAAACAAGUGGCUGGAAGAGCUCCCACACAUCGUAUGGGCAUUCCGGGUAACACCCAGGAGAGCUCAUGGGGAGACUCCAUUCUCCCUAACCUAUGGGUGUGAAGCAAGGCUGCCCAUCGAAGCUGAAUUCCCAACGUUCCGGGAAUCAAACUAUCAACCCCAGCAGAAUGAGGAAGACCACUUGGCCGAACUCAACUUGGUCGAAGAGCGGAGAAUGGCCGCGGAAGUCAAAAUGAGCACAUACCAACAAGUUGUGAAGAAGUACCAUGACAACAAGGUUGGGCCGCGGUACUUCCAAGUUGGGGAUGAAGUCCUACGAAGAAGAGAAGCAAGUAGACCCGGCGACGGAGGAAAACUAGCAAAAAACUGGGAAGGCCCAUAUAGGGUUAGAGCCAUCAUUCGCCCGGGGACCUACCGGUUAGAAACUCUUGAAGGGGUACCGGUAGAAAGAACCUGGAAUUCCCAUCAUCUUCGCAAGUUCUACAAAUGAUUGUAAUACUGGGCAAGGCUUACUUUAUUAUCAAUCAAACCGAUGAUGUUCAAUACUCUAUUUGGUAGCGGCAGGAUUGAUAGGUCGAACCUAUCCUAGGAGGGCUUUCUGAGUGGAUCGAAUCCACUUGGAUAAGCCAACUGAGACACAGGCCCGGACCUGGCACGCUGGUUACUACACCGGUCUUGCUCAGUAUAAUAGAAAAAAUAUCAAAACCCGGAAGAGGGGCCCGGAAGAGGGUAUGCCUGCAAGAGGGCUGGACCUGGAAGAGGGUUCGAACCAUACUUACACGGGCCCAUGAGGUUUGACUGGUGUCGGG